Molecule: messenger RNA, 1125 nt
Organism: Linnemannia hyalina
Lineage: Eukaryota; Fungi; Mortierellomycota; Mortierellomycetes; Mortierellales; Mortierellaceae
Source: the annotation of a GenBank genome assembly
AUGGUCAACCCACGAGUAUUCCUCGACAUCGACAUCGACGGACACAGGAUAGGAAGGCAUGUCGCCAGGAAACAUAGGAUCGCACAUCGUCUUGAUUUGAUGCCGCCGGUUAUCGUUGAACUUUUCAAGGAUGAGGUCCCUCAGACAGCAGAGAACUUUCGUGCUCUUUGCACUGGAGAAAAGGGCAUGAGCAAGAUCAGCGGGGUCCCAUUGCACUACCGAGGAUCAAUCUUUCACCGUAUCAUCAAGGGAUUCAUGAUCCAGGGAGGAGACUUUACAAGACGUGAUGGAACAGGAGGCGAGAGUAUCUAUGGCGGACCAUUGCAGGAUGAGGGCGGAUUCAAGCGCAAGCAUGACACCGAAGGCAAGCAUGUGGUGUUUGGUCGGGUUGUGAAGGGAUACGACGUUGUCGAGAAGGUAGAGAAUACACCAACAGAUGAGCGCAACGAUCGUCCUGUAGGAAUUGUAAUGAUCACAAACUGCGGUGAGCUGGAGCUCAGAAUCCCACCCAAGGUUUUGGAACAACAAAAAGCACAAAAGGCUGCUGCCGCUGCUGCCGCUGCUGCUGCGGGGGCGAAUGAAACGGCUGACAAGAAUCAGGGGCCGUCGCGUGGCGGUAAGGGGUUGUCCAAGCGUGACAGUUCGAGCGCUAGUGCGAGUGGAAGCGACAGUGAGACUGGAAGCGAUUCAGAUCGAGGACGUGAUCGUCGCCGCAGCCGACACCGCCGUCGUCGCCAUUCCCGCUCGCGCUCGGAUUCGCGUUCAGGAUCAGAGUCGGAGUCAGAAGAUGACAGAAAAAGUCGGCGAAAGAGAGACGAUCGAUCUUCAAGACGCCACAAGAAGGACAGACGGUCCAGGAGAUCGAGCCGCGAUCGUGAUGAUAGCCCAAGUCGCCGUCGGGAACGUGAUGCCAAGAGGAGUGCGCGAUCGGACUCGAGAUCGCCUGCUCGCCCAGCAGCAGCAGCAUUAGCAGCAGCAGCAGUCGAUAUCAAACCCGCAGCAGAGGGUCUCUAUGAGCAGCAGCGUGAAGCUGUGCAUUCUGUGCCCCGACCUCGGUCUCAAUCGCCCGAGAUCAAAUACAAAGGCCGCGGUGCCAUGAAAUACGGAGGACGACCUCGCUGGUAG